AUGCAGGCCAAGUCUGCACAGAAUGUGAAGAUGGUUCACGUCAAAGCCAUGAUGCUCAAAGUAGCGGUAAAGGUGGAAGAGCAAUACAUGGAAGAAUGCACUGCGCUUGCCAGCGCCAACUCAGCAUUGCAGGAUGCACGCGAUCAUUGCCAUUCCUCGGCCUUCACCUUCCUGAAACACUUGGAGGACAAGGACAAUGAGAUUGAAGAACUGAAGUUUCUCAUCCCGGACUCGAUUGAUGCAACUCAUAGGCCUCGUCAGCCGCAGAUCACCUACUACAUGCAGAGGCAGGAUGAGAAGCAGGAGCCGAAGCAGGAACCACCGCACUCCCAGAGGUCCAAAAGUAAAAGACAAAACCGCAAAGGAAAACCUUGGGAGCCUUGCUUUGGCGCAAACCAUAAGAGUUUGAAGCAUUGUGCCUGGGGACAUGGCAAGCUGCAUGAUUUCGGGGUUUGUGUCGAUCGGAAAACACCGCCUCGUCGCCAACUUGUACAGGGCAGGGCGAGUGAAACAGCCAUGCCGCGAAUCUUGUUGAGAAAGAAAAACGGAAAAGACGCGUGGUGUGCUACUCUGUAG
Molecule: messenger RNA, 576 nt
Organism: Symbiodinium necroappetens
Lineage: Eukaryota; Dinophyceae; Suessiales; Symbiodiniaceae
Source: the annotation of a GenBank genome assembly